UGGCAAGUGAUGUGAGCUUUGUAGAUCUUUUGACAGUGUAUUGUUUCAUUUUUUUACCGUGUUCUCGUCAUAGCCGCACCCACAUAGAACGUUUUACUGUGAUUGGCCAAACUCCACAUUACGUUAUCCUAUCGGAUAACAGUGCAAAACGCCACCACUUGAACUAUACCUACUUCAUAGACCCAACAGCUUUACAAUACUUCGAACUUGAAUCAGUGACAGCAGCCCACACAAUGAGUGACAGCAAAGUGAAAGUGAAAUUCGAGAUCGAUGGAUGUCAUUAUGGUGGAACCUUCAAUUGGUUUUGCAGGUGCACUCCCAUUAUGUGUACAGAAAUUGUGUGCAGCCCAACCUUGCUUCAGCAGUGCACUCCACGUUGAGUGACACAACAUUGGCCCAAAAAAUUUGUGACAAUGCGAAUGUGAAAAUAACUAUUAAUGACGGUGUCUUAUCUGGCACCUUGGAAAGAAUUUCCGCAAAAAGUGACUCUUACUUAUCACGUCUGAAUGCACAUGUUACUGCAUUUUUGGGACUUGGAAAUAACAAUUACACAUACUUUUCAGAAAAGAUCCAAGGCUCUGGAACUUUUCACGGAGAAUUCAAAACAAUUCUGGACAAUAGAUGCAACAUCAAAAUCAUAGAAGGAAGUGACCAAAAACUGGUGUUUGUCUACCCAACAAGCCGUUAUGAAGAUGAAAUUAAAAGAGCUGAGGAGAGAUUCGGCAACAUUGCUGCAAUCAUUUUUUUAGAACAGAAAUAUUCAUCUCAGUUGAAGAAUCUAAUUCCAAUUACAUAUCCUAAACGAACAUAUCCCGUGUUCAAUAUUUAUUACAAUGGUGACACAAACAGCAUGCACGAGAUUCCUCAUAAUAAAACUGCACUGAAAAGCAUGAAGAUGCUUGGAUCUAGCACCGACUAAGCCAACGUAUUUUUUUCUGCACAAAUCAAAGUAUUUAUGUAUGUAUGUUCAACUUCUUUCGCACCGUAUGUAGCCAACAAUGCUAAUCACAGGUGGGAUCGUGUUGUUUACUAUGAAGGGCAUCGUUACUUCUACUGCUUGGUUCUCUAUCUUCUUCAGUGCUAAUGCCUUGCUGUCUAUAUUAAAGUAUUCUACUAUUGCCCCCCUGAUUCUACUCGAAAAUUUACCUGGAUUGGUUCAAAGUAAUUCAAAAUACAUUCUGCCAAAACAGAGUUCCUCAUUGGCAAAAAGUCCACUGUCAGCAAAGACUCCAGCAAUCGUCAUCAGGUGAGACAAACACAGCAGGAGAACUGCGUGAUUUAUUUUAUUUUAUUUCCACCACCGUGACUUUACCGAAAGAACCAAAGAGUAUGGAUUCCUGCAGUCACGAAAGCUUCAAAUCAAGAUAGAAUAAUUAUAGUUAUCUUGUUAAUUUGAUUAUCCGUUGUAUUUGGUAAACCUGGCUCAUGAGACUGUUAUAUAAAAACUACAGCAUCCGGUGGAGCAUGCUCACCUACAUGUGGUGAAAUAAACCAGUGUACAUCGUGUUGAUGCUAAGGAGUUCCCAUUAGGAAAACCACAUUCCCGUGAGGAACAGAACAUGCUGUCAUUGCCUUUCAAAAGCAAAUGAGGUUCCACUCUCCCGAUGUGUACAUGCAGCUUACGCUUUCGUAUCGAAACCUUGCUCACAACAUUGUCGAAGCAAGUGCAACGAGGCUUAUUGUUUGCUGAUAUUAAAGGUACAUGACUUAUAGUGAUGAUUAUGAUAAAAUACAUGUAGGAAUCAUUAGCGUUAUGGGAUGCUCUUAUCAUGAAUGACUCUAUUUAAAAUGAUAGUUGUAUUAUUAUCCAUAGUGAUUUCGUAGGUUAAUAGAUCAAUAAUUUGAUACCAUUUAUUUGAAAAUAGGCCAUUAGCUAGUUAAACAUCAACGAAAGUCUAAACUGGUGAGUUCCAUGGUAGUCGAUCAUUUUUACUUAUACAAUAUCUUUUUCAAGAAAUGUGGUUUGUGAAGUCUGCUAUUUUUCUUCACGUUCUGAAAUAAACAUUGUGCAUUAGAUGUGUUAUUAUUAAUUGCCAUAUAUAUUUUCAUUGUUAGGAUAAUACACGCGAACUCUCUCACCUCAUAUUUUUGACAAAUGUAGAAUGGUCUGUGGUUUUUUUGUUGUUGCAUAAUUUGAGUAAGUUGUCUAAUGCUGAACGAAUACGUUAUGGGGUCACACUCAUUAUACACAAAGUGCUUGGCACAAAUAAACCUCAAUAAAGGGCAUAAACGAUCAUGUAAACUCCAGUCAUCUUCAUAUUGGUUUUUGGCUAACCAUCGAACAAAGACAAUAAACGCUUUCUGAGGCGCUUUUGUGGCCAGCCAGAACACUCUUCCUGCUGAUAUUAGGAACUAUGGCCUUUAAAAUAAUCUAGGUUGAAAACUCAUCUCCUUAGAAAUGCUUUUGUAUUUAAUUUGAUGUCCCUCUCCCGCACAUUCAAUUAGCACAGUUGCCUACGUACGGUGUGAAAAAAGUUCACAAGUGCACACAUGUUGUUACCGUUAGAUAUUGUAUCUCAGAUUUAUAAUGGUAUUAAGAAACGACUACGUUAAUGUCUAAAUGCACGAAAAUAAUAAUAUUAUUAUUAACAUAUUAAAUUGAUUAUUCUUGUUAUUGGAGUGAUUUUUUUGUAAUAUAGGCACAUCAUUUCCUCGUUAUAUGCAGCUUUUUGUGCUCAUGAUACCCUGUGUAUAACGGGCGUCGCUAGAGGAACAUAUUCUCUAAUUAAGCCUGAAACAGCGAUUACGUUAUCACAACCCCACAUAUUUCGAUCGUGCGUGCUGACAAAUAUUUAGAAUUGAAUACUGGACAAAGGUACAUCUGUGUGUUACGUUUUAAGUUGGCAGUUGACUAAGAGACCUCCACAAACACAAAUUUACACAUGCAUGGCAAUGCCUAUUGAAGCUCCGAAUUCUAAUUGUCACUAAACCUAUUCGAGUGAAUAGGCUGAUAAAGUGCACGUUGUUCCAGGUCUGUAAUUGGUUUGGUUUGUUAUAACGAGGUGAUACUAAAGUUUAAUUAAGUUCUGCUUUCUUCCAAUUUCAACCUUCGCAUCAGAAUAUGUAUUGUCUGAUUAUAUAAUUUUAUUCUGAAAUUCACAAAUCUUGAAAUUAUUUGGAAUUGUAUUUACUCUGUAAUGAUCAUAUGCAAAAAUAUGUACACUUUGGAAAUAAAAUGGUGUGGUGUAAUUGCAA
Messenger RNA from Lethenteron reissneri (Far Eastern brook lamprey), 3195 nucleotides. RefSeq lists its product as uncharacterized. Lineage: Eukaryota; Metazoa; Chordata; Hyperoartia; Petromyzontiformes; Petromyzontidae. The record is from RefSeq and is a predicted model, not a curated record.